AGCUCUAGAGGAAAAAGACUUGGUCUUCACAAUUCGCCAUCCAGUGUCUUAACAGUGAAAGAGCAACGGACCCUUUUUAGAGUUUCCAGGCAUCAAAGAUCAUCCAGGAACAAGAACAUUGGACUUCGAGGAACAGGGGACUUGAGAGAGCCCAGAAACCAGUCACUCAAACGGGACUUGGCUAUGCACCUUGGGAAUGAAUACCAUUGAGACAGCAAAGCUUGAAGAGCAUAUGGAGGGUCAGAACAAUGACACUUCCAAUGGCUACUCACGACCUGCACUCUCGGUCGUGGAAGAGAACCAAAACGGCACUAGCAAACCAAAGGGCUUGUCUAACGGCUUGCGAAAAACAACAAAGAAAUACCCUGAUUACAUCCAGAUUGCUGUGGCUGCUGAGUCCAGGAACAAAUUCCCUCUGGAAUGGUGGAAAACAGGCAUUGCCUUUGUCUAUGCUCUCUUCAACUUGAUUCUAACAACUGUAGUGAUCACUGUGGUCCAUGAGAGAGUACCCCCAAAGGAGCUGAGCCCUCCCUUGCCUGACAAAUUCUUUGAUUACAUUGAUCGUGUGAAAUGGGCUUUUUCUGUAUCAGAAAUAAAUGGCAUGAUACUACUGGGACUAUGGAUAUUCCAGUGGUUGUUUCUUAGAUACAAAUCAAUAGUGGGACGCAGGUUCUUUUUUAUAAUAGGAACUUUGUACCUGUACCGCUGCAUUACAAUGUACGUUACCACCUUACCUGUGCCUGGAAUGCAUUUUCAGUGUGCACCGAAGUUGAAUGGAGAUUCUCAGGCAAAGGUUCAGAGGAUCCUGCGGCUGAUCUCUGGUGGCGGUCUCUCCAUAACUGGAUCACACAUCCUGUGUGGAGACUUCCUCUUUAGUGGUCACACUGUGGUAUUAACACUGAUCUACCUGUUCAUCAAAGAGUAUUCACCACGUCAUUUCUGGUGGUAUCACUUAAUCUGCUGGCUAAUGAGCGCUGCGGGUAUCAUUUGCAUCCUCGUUGCUCACGAGCACUAUACUGUGGACGUCGUCAUUGCUUACUACAUCACCACGCGGCUCUUCUGGUGGUACCACUCCAUGGCCAACGAAAAG
Messenger RNA from Eurypyga helias (sunbittern), 1090 nucleotides. RefSeq names its product sphingomyelin synthase 2 (gene SGMS2). The record is from RefSeq and is a predicted model, not a curated record. Lineage: Eukaryota; Metazoa; Chordata; Aves; Eurypygiformes; Eurypygidae. Gene Ontology annotation, biological process: ceramide biosynthetic process; sphingomyelin biosynthetic process. Gene Ontology annotation, molecular function: ceramide cholinephosphotransferase activity; sphingomyelin synthase activity. Gene Ontology annotation, cellular component: endoplasmic reticulum membrane; Golgi membrane. The transcript has 4 exons. The annotation marks the transcript as partial.